Messenger RNA from Dufourea novaeangliae, 1411 nucleotides. Its product is annotated as alpha-2-macroglobulin receptor-associated protein. The record is from RefSeq and is a predicted model, not a curated record. The transcript is spliced from 7 exons. Gene Ontology annotation, molecular function: receptor antagonist activity; low-density lipoprotein particle receptor binding; heparin binding. Gene Ontology annotation, cellular component: endoplasmic reticulum; endomembrane system. Lineage: Eukaryota; Metazoa; Arthropoda; Insecta; Hymenoptera; Halictidae. Gene Ontology annotation, biological process: regulation of receptor-mediated endocytosis. Bases 144 to 1241 code for a protein of 365 amino acids.
CAUAAGUUUGUCGCCGCAAUUUUUAUUCCUAGGGACAUACGAUAGAUAUAUGUGAGUAAUGAAUUGCAGAUUCCUCUACCAGAGACAUGUAUACCAGUGUAUACCAACAUUUACCUAGUCUGUGAUAGGAGUAACGUAGAGUAAUGGCAUUUUUAAUUAAUCCUUGUUUGGCAGUGAGUUUAUGUAUUUUAUUGUUUCAUACGAGCGUAGCUCUCAAUAAAUAUUCCGCCGAUGCAAAUGAGCCGAAAUAUGAGGAUCCCCUGAAAUUUCCAACCUCGCUUCGUGAGUUGGAUAAACCGUUUCGGAUGGCAAAAUUAAAUAUAGUAUGGAUCAAAGCGAAAAACCGUUUGACUGAUACUAAACUCCAGUCAAUAUUCAGUGAUUUAAAACUCCACGAUAAGGAAGAAAUUGCUUACAAGCAUUUUAAGGCCGAAGAAAAAGAUCCAAAUGGCGAAGAAGAAGCACGUUUAAGAAAGAAACUUAUUGGUAUUAUGAGUACAUAUGGAUUAUUGGAGCACUUUAAUGAGACAGAGAAUCCAGAAUUAUUGAAGACACAUAAAGCAUUGAACGAUGGUAGUAAUUAUAUUGCCAAAGAUGUGUUUCAAGACAAAAGGUUGAAUAAAUUGUGGGUCAAGGCUGAAAUGGGUGGUUUUACACAUGAGGAACUACAGACUUUAAAAGAAGAAUUCCAGCAUCACCAAGAUAAAAUAGAUGAGUACAUGAGUCUUUUGAAAGAUGUAGAAGCUGGGGAUUCAGACAUACAUGAAAAUAGUCUUCAUCUCAAGCCAAAGAUCUGGAAUGUCAUAGAAAAGGAAGAAGAAAUAACCAACGAUGUUCCUGGACAGAAAUUGGAUUACUUAGGAAAGGCAGCACUACUUAGAGAGAAACACUUGGGCAUCCGGGAUGGAUUCGACCGAUUGGGUAGAUUAACCGCUAAAGGUCCGAAUGACAAACAGUUCAUAGAACCCAAAGUGCAAGGGUUGUGGAGGUUUGUGCUAGAGGCUCCAUUCUCUCCCGAAGAACGUGCUUCUCUGAAGGAGGAACUUCAUCAUUACGAAGGAAGAUUACUGAAGUUACGCCAUCUACAUACGGAAGCUGCUCUGGAAGCAGUACGACAAGGUCAACCUCAUACUUUAGACAACAUCACCAUGCAACAACACAUAAAAAAGCACGCAAGAACAGUUCAGAAGCUCCAUAGGGAUCUUGAAACAAGAAUUAUGCAGAAACAUACUGAACUUUAACUUUAAUAUGUUCAAGUUUAAUACAUUCGAACUAACACACGACGAAAGAGAUAUGUAUUGUAUGAAGAAUAUUCCUAGAAGAGAUCUAAAACAAGAAUUUAUGCAAACUUAAAAGUUAUUUUAUAUAUUUACAUAUCUGUAUGAAAUUUAUAUUUAAAAAGAAAUAAUGC